AUGAAUGAUUUUGUUGUGUACCUGGAUGACCCCAAACAACAACAACAACAACAACAACAGCAACUACAAGCAAAAACUGAUCAAACGCCUACAAAUAACUCAAACGGUCAAGAGAAAUCAGCGGAAAAGAACAGCACUAGCAACAACAUCGACAACAACAGUAAGUCAGGUAAUCCUCUGGAAAACAAAACUCUACUUGAAACAAAUGAAUCUGAUGAGGCGAAUCAAGGCGAAAAAUAUCGUCUAUUGACAAGUGAAGAUCUUAUUCAAUUAGAUGAAAAUAGCCCAAAAUGGAAACGUAUUCGAAUUGGCUUGUUAAUUGCUUUUUGGAUUAUUUGGUUUGGUUUAUUGAUUGGAACUAUUGUUUACGUGAUUGUUGGACCAAAAUGUGCAACUAUACCUAAAUUACCAUUUUGGAAAUCUACAGUUGGCUAUUGGGUUGAUGUAUUCGCUUUUAAAGAUACUACUGGUGAUCUUGUCGGUGAUUUAAACGGUUUUAUAUCUGAAGCUGAGUAUAUUAAAAAUGUGAUUGGUGCAGGAUAUGUUAUAUUAGGUCCUAUAACAAAAGGAUUCUAUAAUAAUAGGCAUAAAAUAUUUGGAUUAGUUGAAGAUUAUGAUGCAGUAGAUGAAACACUUGGUACAAUGGAUGAUUUUCGUCGACUAAUUAAACGAUUCCACAAGCUGGGUAUUAAAGUUAUUCUCACUUUCAAUUUCAAUGGAAUAUCUGUUGAGCAUAAAUGGAUUGCAGAGAAAAAAGCUAAACUGACAAAGUUACCAAGUAAUUUUGGAAAAGGAUAUUCCCGAUACGGACAAGAAUUAGGCGUAGACAUCGAGAAUGAGAAAUAUUAUUCCGUGUUUGGAUGGCCAAGUGUAGAUUUAGAUUUAACAGAUUCAAGUACUCAGAAGGCAAUAUUUGAUUCAAUUGGUCAUUGGAUGAGAGAAGGUAUUGAUGGAAUUCUCUUGGAUAAUUGUGCAUUUUUCAAUGAAAUUAUGGAAUCUACAGAAGGCACUAGGACUACCAAAAACGCUUGGUUUAGUGGCUAUCCUAAUCGUCAGUUAUUUGUAAAUACCAGUGUCAAUUUUGUUGGACAAGUUAAAAAGGAAAUCGAUUCAUGGUCUCAGAAAACUGGCAAAGAAAAGCUGUUAGCUGUAUCCGCCGGUGAUGUUGGCUAUGGUACAAUGGAUGGACCUGAUUCAAUGCUUAUGUUUAGAGAUGUAGCCGACUUAAUAAUGAAUCGAGAAUUUGUUACCAACAAAGGUUGGAAAACUGGAAACCCACGGAAUAACUUGAAUUUAACAAAUUAUUUAUCGUAUACAAAUGAUGAUAUGAUGAGAUCAGGAUUAUCCACAGCCAAUCCAUCUGAACCAUUGAGCUGGAAUUUGCUUGAUUUAGCGGCAACAUUCUUACUACCAGGAUCACCAGUAGUCUAUUAUGGGACUGAACUGGGUAUCGCUAAUUCCCAUCUACGUUACAGGCCUGAUUCAUUCUAUCCCAAAGACAGACAACUCUAUCUAUCUCCUAACGAUGUAUCCCUACUCGCACAUUUACCGAUGCCAUGGAAUUCUAAUGGGAAAAUGUUUUCAGAGGCAAUAAACGACACUAGCUUUGCUGAUCAUUUGAGGAAUUAUCAAAUCACCAACACUGUUGAAAGUUAUCUCGCUGAAGGACAUGGUGAAUCAGUACUGAGCUUCAUCAACAAUCUUGUAGCUCUGUACACAUCUUCCAGCUUGAAAUGGGCAACUGUGGAACCAAUACCUUAUCCUCCCCAAUAUUCUCAAGCUAUAUUUGGAUUGUUCGCUCGCAAGGCAAAAGAUUUUCCAACGCUGAUUGUGGCCAUAAUGAAGCCACUAACAUCUGAAUACGUAAUACUGGACUUCACGUCUAUGUGUUCAACACUUACUCCACGAAUUGUUUUUCCCUCAAAUGGUUAUCUACUAGUUAAUACCACACUGCCAAGUGCUAAGAUCUAUGUUGGAGAAUAUGUGACUAGUGGUCAAAUCUUCGUGUUUCAGUGUAAUUGA
This is a messenger RNA of Trichobilharzia regenti, 2022 nucleotides long. The record is from the annotation of a GenBank genome assembly. Lineage: Eukaryota; Metazoa; Platyhelminthes; Trematoda; Strigeidida; Schistosomatidae.